AUGCUAUUCCUCUUCACCCUCGCCACCGCAGGACCAGCGGCGGCUGUUGCCCUAGCUGCCCCACAGAUCACUGCUGCUCCCAGCGUUGCAGCUCUAGCCAGGCGUGCCGAUGUCACCGAUUCCUCCUAUCUCUCUGCUGCCUCCUCAAUGUGCGCCAAAAACAAUUGGGACUGUUGCUCUCUCACCACCGGUCCGUUGGCUGUUCCGACGCCUGAUACAGCCGCCUCAUUCGUGGCCGAUCCUUCUUUUUCGAGCCUCGCCAUCAAUGCACCCACCCCGACAGGCUAUACGAGCGCUUUUACCAAUGCGGAUGGAAGCAUACAACAAUCAUUUGGCUAUCGUGGAUACACCCAGUUGAGCAGCUACGAUCCUAGCCAGUGUGCGACAUUCUGCAAUCAAGAUGAUCUCUGCCGCGGGUUCAACAUAUACGUCCAGCGCGAUCCGAUUCUUCGUCCGGCUUACAGCGUCUGCACCGAUCCUCCAUCAACAGGUACCAUCGGCUGCACGCGCUGGGGUUACCCGAUCAAUCAAGCCAAUGCAAGCAACGACGGCUCCUGGCAGGCGAGUUUUAGGGUUGCGAUUGCAGGGUCCAACGGCUACAACAGAAACCAUGAAACCAUCCCCGAAAAGGCUAUCCCUAACUUUGCAGCUCCGGUCAAUAUCUAUGGCGCGGCGAUUCAGGAUGACAGUUACUACAUGGUCGUAGACCACAAAGACCAGUCGGCCUUUGACCCUGCCAUUUGCGCUACGGACUGCCAGGAGAACACUGCUUACAACCAACUUCACUCCAACGGUGAACCCUACAUAACUUGCACCACUUUCAAUGCGUACAUUUCGCUGAAAAAUGGAAUUGCUGAGGGUACUCGUUGUGUUCUAUUUAGCCAGACUGUGAGCAAUAUCGCUCAGAAAGCAACAAACACAGGCGAAACACGAGGAAUUGAUGUCUACACGAUUGGAGAAUCCUAUGCCUAUGUGCUGAACUCGUCUUAA
This is a messenger RNA of Lasiodiplodia theobromae, 990 nucleotides long. RefSeq lists its product as uncharacterized. NCBI's taxonomy places the organism in Eukaryota, Fungi, Ascomycota, Dothideomycetes, Botryosphaeriales, Botryosphaeriaceae. Bases 1 to 990 code for a protein of 329 amino acids. The transcript is spliced from 3 exons. The record is from RefSeq and is a predicted model, not a curated record.